Molecule: messenger RNA, 345 nt
Organism: Coprinopsis cinerea okayama7#130
Lineage: Eukaryota; Fungi; Basidiomycota; Agaricomycetes; Agaricales; Psathyrellaceae
Exons: 2
Coding region: 1-345 (114 amino acids)
Source: RefSeq, a predicted model, not a curated record
AUGUCUGUAGCACCAAGGCGGAUUGGCUUUUUCCACGCAGCAGUCGACGAUGACCUCCAAACCCGGUACUGGUUAUAUCGACGUAUGAAGGAAGUUUUGGUGGACAUAAAUACGAACACAAAGGUGGAUGUAUGGCUAAUAAUGACUGGAUACCAUCGAACGGACCCAGGGGCAGAAGAAGAACACUUCACCGUCCGUGCAUUCAGAGAAGAUGGUCGAGCGUUCCUAACGCUGCAUGUGUACGAAAACAAAAGGCCAACAGUGUUCAAAAACGGCGGCGACGUAUUCUGGAAGAGUGAAUUCGGUAGGGAAUUGAAGUGGUGGGAAGUUGACCUGUGGCAGUAA